Ambispora leptoticha is the source of this 864-nucleotide messenger RNA. Lineage: Eukaryota; Fungi; Glomeromycota; Glomeromycetes; Archaeosporales; Ambisporaceae. The record is from the annotation of a GenBank genome assembly.
AUGAAGUUCUUAUCGUCGCUUGCACUUUUUGCCGCCAUUUUUACGACAUCUACUAAUAUUGUUGAUGCUCACUCGUCAAUCAAAAAUCCGCUUCCUAGAGGACAUCCGUUAAAUCCAAACGCAGCAGUAAAAGAUUUUGCAUGCAUAACCACACCACUGAACGGUGGCCCAGGCUGCGCACCAAAAGCAUUUCCAUGCGGCGGCUACCCACAAGAUACCCAAAUUACACAAGUUCUAACAGCCGGCGAAGUCAUCAGCGUUAAUUUCUGGAAUCCGAAUUUCCCAAACGGGCCGCAACCAGGUGAUGAAUCUCGUGAUCAAGCGCGUCACAAUGGUGGCCAAUGUGAAUUUGCGCUAUCGUAUGACGGUGGUGUGACGUACACUGUUAUUGGCACUUAUCAUGAAACUUGCCCGGAUAUAUUUUUCGAUUGGAAAGUAAAGAUUCCAGAGAAUGCGCCAUCGUGUGACAAACCUGGCAAAUGUCUUUUUUCGUGGUCGUGGAUCAAUGCUGUGGGAAAUCGCGAAUUUUACCAGAAUUGUGCUGAUGUGAAAAUCGUUGGAAAUUCUACUAAGCCGUUGCCGAUUAAAGAUAUUACUCGUGCUAAUUUACCACCUCAAUUCCCGACCAUUUUGACACCAACUGGUGAUCCUAGUAACAAUGGUAAUCUGAAAGGAUCUGGUCCGUUGGCAUCUGAUGUUUCUGCCAAUCUACAAGGUGCCGGAAAUGCGCCACCUUCAACACGUGUGUUAACGGGUCUAUCGUGGCUAGACAAUGUCCAAGUGGUACCGUGUGCACUACAGUCGGUAACUCGAUUCAGUGUAAAUGAUCGAGUCGUAAAUUUUAAAAAUUUCGUUUUCAUUUAA